AAACAACUUUGGGAGAAAAGCUCAAAAGUGUCGUCGGACACAGCGUGGGGAGGGAGGCGGGAACAGAACAGUGUGGGACAGCCUCGGAGGAGCCACCCAUUACAAUGGCCAUCGCCGCCUGCUUCAACAAUCCCUCUUUCUCCCUUCCCAGACGCACCGCCACCGCCAGCAGCCGCCUCUCCAAUCGCCCGGCCGCCUCCCUCCUCCACCUCCGCCUCUCCAUACCCGCCACCUCCACCACCAACACCACCCCCAUUUCUUCCAUCCUCCCUCUUUUCCAGUCCCGAAUUCAACGACCCAUCUUCGUCCCCUUCAGCGGGGGUGGCUACAUUGACAGCGGGAGCAACCACAACAACUCUGGCGGAGGAGGCGGCGGCGAAGGUGGAGGCGGAGGCGGAGACGACGCCAGCGACAAGAACAGGGAAGAGGCGUUCCUGGUACUGGCGCAAGCGGGGCGGGCACUGGAGAGCCUCCCCAAGGACCUGGCAGCUGCUGUAGAGGCCGGGCGUAUCCCCGGGGCGGUGGUCUCGAAGUUCCUCGAGCUCGAGAAGUCACCGCUGCUGAGAUGGCUGCUCCAGUUCGGGGGGUUUAAGGAGAGGCUGUUGGCGGAUGAUCUGUUCUUGGCGAAGGUUGGCAUGGAAUGUGGUGUCGGGAUCUUCACGAAGACUGCAGCAGAGUAUGAACGCCGCAGAGAGAAUUUCUUCAACGAGAUAGAAAUUGUUUUUUGCGACGUGGUUAUGGCAAUUCUUGCAGAUUUCAUGCUCGUUUACCUUCCUGCUCCGACUGUCUCUCUACGUCCCGCACUUGCUACUGGUGCAGGAACCAUUGCAAAUUUCUUCCACAACUGCCCUGAUAAUGCCUUCCAGGUUGCUCUAUCUGGAACUUCAUAUUCAUUCCUACAAAGAACCGGUGCCAUAGUGCGUAAUGGUGCAAAGCUUUUUGCAGUGGGUACCUCUUCAUCGUUGGUCGGAACUGCAGUUACAAAUUGCCUGAUUAAUGCAAGGAAGGCCGUUGAUAAGGAUGCUGCAGGAGAAGUUGAAACUUUGCCCAUACUAUCGACAAGUGUUGGCUAUGGUGUCUAUAUGGCUGUUUCCAGUAACCUCAGGUACCAAGUUCUUGCGGGUGUGAUCGAACAGAGGAUGUUGGAGCCGUUGCUGCACCAGAACAAGAUAAUGCUGAGUGCUCUCUGCUUUGCUGUUAGGACCGGGAAUACGUAUUUGGGCUCGUUAUUGUGGGUAGAUUAUGCUCGGUUGAUCGGCAUACAGUAGCACCAAGGAUUCGAACAACGCAUGCAAAUUUUCUUUGAUGCUCUUUUCUUGGCUUUCUUGAUUAAAGCACAUUCUUUGAUGCCAGCUCUCUGUUAUCGGCUGGUAUUUUCAGGAGGUUUGCUCCCGAAAGCCCCCAGUUUCUUUGAUAGGCAUAGGAUUUGAAUUUCGAAAGCAAAGAUUUUGGAUCAUUGUUUCAGACACCGAACAUGAUUCAUUCUGAAAUAUUUCCUGGAAUGUUAAUGGAAUGCUUGAUUCUGUUCUUAUUACAUCUA
Punica granatum (pomegranate) is the source of this 1540-nucleotide messenger RNA. Lineage: Eukaryota; Viridiplantae; Streptophyta; Magnoliopsida; Myrtales; Lythraceae. The record is from RefSeq and is a predicted model, not a curated record.